AUGUGGAUUGGUGUGCUUUUAAACCCAGAUGACACUGGAGAGAGAUUUGUACAAAAUGUUCUCCCCAUCUUUGCCCAGAAGGGUAUCUGUUUUGAUUUUAUAGAAAGUUUCCCUAAGGUUACCACUUCUGGUGAGUUUGAUGAAUUCGUGGAAGAAGGUUCUAAAACAACCGGCAUCAUUGUGGGAAGCACUGCCAAUGUUGUGGUUGUACAUGGUGAAAUUCACACAAUUAUGGCAAUGAGAGCAAUACCCAGACUUGCAGAAACGAAUGAUGUGCCAAUACAAGGAAAUACAAAAGUCUGGAUUAUGACAGCCCAGAUGGAUUUCACCUCAUUUCCCUUUCAAAGAGGUUGGGACAUCACAUUCCUCCAUGGGGCUCUAUCCUUUGCAGUUCACUCUAAGGAUCUUCCAGGAUUCCAGAAAUUUAUUCAGAUGAGAAACCCUACCUUGGAAAAAGAAGAUCAUUUUCUCAGGGUUUUCUGGGAAGAGGCAUUUAAUUGUGGUUUUCCCGACCCUGCUUCAGAGAAGAAAGAUGGCAAAUUCUGCACUGGGGAGGAGAAUAUUGAGAGCCUUCCUGGGUCUGUUUUUGAAACGAGCAUAACAGCCCACAGCUACAGCAUCUACAAUGCAAUCUAUAUUUUGGCACAUGCUUUGCACACCAUUCAGUCCACCAAAUUAAACUACGGAGCAAUGGCAGGUGGAGCAAGGUGGAAACUUACAGAUCUUCAGCCGUGGCAGCUCCACCACUUUCUGGAAAGUGUUUCACUUAAUAAUAGUGUUGGGGAAGAAGUUUCCUUUGACCAAAAUGGGAAAUUAAUAGCUGGAUUUGAUAUAAUAAAUUGGGUCACAUUCCCAAAUCAGUCAUUUCUGAGAGUCAAAGUUGGAACAAUGGAACCACAAGCUCCCCCAGAAAAGAGGUUAACCAUUCAUGAUGAUGGUAUCAUGUGGCCCAACUGGUUCAACCAGGCACAACCCACUUCUCUGUGUAAUGAGAAUUGUCAUGUAGGUUAUAGAAAGAACAAGAAGGAAGGAAAGCCAUUCUGCUGCUAUGAUUGCCUUCCGUGUCCAGAAGGAAAGAUCUCAAACAAGGAGGACAUGGACAACUGUUUAGAAUGCCCUGGAGAUCAAUAUGCAAACAAUGAACAGGACGGCUGCCUCCCCAAAGACAAAACAUUCUUGUCUUAUGGAGAACCAUUGGGGAUCAGUUUGGCCAUGUUGGCCCUCUUCUUUUCCUGCAUCACAGCUUUGGUGCUUCAAAUAUUCGCAAAGCACAGAGAUACUCCCAUAGUUAAAGCCAACAACCGCAACCUCACUUAUAUUCUCCUCCUUUCCCUCCUGCUGUCCUUCCUUUGUGCUCUGCUCUUCAUUGGCCAGCCUCAGGAAGUCACCUGCCUCCUUCGACAAACUGCUUUUGGCAUGAUCUUCUCAGUGGCAAUUUCAUGCAUAUUGGCCAAAACUGCCAUUGUGGUUCUAGCUUUCAUGGCCACCAAGCCAGGGUCCCGAAUGAGGAAGUGGGUAGGGAAGCCAUUGGGCACCCCAAUUGUUUUUUCCUGCUCCCUUAUUCAAGCCACAAUCUGUAGCAUAUGGCUGGCAACUUCUCCUCCUUUCCCAGACGUUGACAUGCACUCAAUGACUAAAAAAAUAAUACUAGAAUGUAAUGAAGGCUCCACUGUCAUGUUUUAUUGUGUCCUGGGAUUCAUGGGUUGGCUGGCCAUUGUGAGCUUCAUGGUGGCUUUCCUAGCUAGAAAGUUGCCUGACAGUUUCAAUGAAGCCAAAUUUAUCACUUUCAGCAUGUUGGUCUUUUGCAGUGUGUGGUUGUCCUUUGUUCCAUCCUACUUGAGCACCAAGGGGAAAUAUAUGGUGGCUGUGGAGAUCUUCUCCAUCUUGGCCUCCAGUUGUGGGUUACUGGGCUGCAUCUUUAUCCCCAAAUGCUAUGUUAUUUUACUGAGGCCUGAGCUGAAUAGCAGGGAGCAGCUAAUAAGGAGACAGUUUUAA
Podarcis raffonei (Aeolian wall lizard) is the source of this 1995-nucleotide messenger RNA. RefSeq names its product vomeronasal type-2 receptor 26-like. Gene Ontology annotation, molecular function: G protein-coupled receptor activity. The record is from RefSeq and is a predicted model, not a curated record. NCBI's taxonomy places the organism in Eukaryota, Metazoa, Chordata, Lepidosauria, Squamata, Lacertidae. Bases 1 to 1995 code for a protein of 664 amino acids. Gene Ontology annotation, cellular component: membrane. Gene Ontology annotation, biological process: G protein-coupled receptor signaling pathway. The transcript has 4 exons.